GGACAGGAAGUGUUGUUUAAGUGCGGGUUUACUCCUGUUCAUUUAUAGUUGUCGCUUAUUGGAAAUUGAAUUUUAAGGUUUUUACUUCGUCACAAAAUUGAAUUUCUUCUUUUAUGUGAGCACAGAUAAGCUAUAAUGAAAGUGACUCUGUCGUUAGCUGGUCGGUGUAGGUGCGGUUCAGUAAUGCGGAAUCGAUACGGAGCGACUCAAUAACUCGACUUAGUGAAACUUUGCUUUAUUUCAUAUAAAGAUGGAUUUUCAUUGAACCCCAUCGAAAUGAAAGCACAGUUUCUCCUUUAUUUCAUAUCAAUAACGCUAAGCCUGCAGAAGCAAGGUACGUUUGGUGAUGAUACAGAUGAAGUGAUAUCAGUGUCAGUGAUGGAGGGAGAAAAUAUCACUCUAUACACUGAUCUUUCCGAAUUACAGAAAGAUGAUCUGAUACUGUGGAGUUUUGGAGAUAAAGGCACUCAAAUAGCAGAACUAAACAGAUCAGCUAAAAACAUCACUCUGUCUAAAAAUAACGGAAGGUUUAUAAACAGGCUAAAGUUGAACCAGCAGACCGGAUCCCUAGUCAUCACAAACAUCAAAACCACAGACUCGGGCCUCUACAAAGCACAAAUCAUUGGAAAUAAGGUGUCCAAAAAAACCUUCAAUGUUAUUGUUAUAGCUCAUCUCCCUGUUCCUGUCAUCGUCAGUUACUGUCCACAGAAUCCUCCAUCAUCAGAAAGAUCUUCAGUCUCAAAAUGUGUGUUGUUGUGUUCAGUGAUGAAUGUGACACAUGUGUGUCUCUCCUGGUACAAAGGAAAGAGUUUAUUGUCCAGCAUCAGUGUGUCUGAUCUCAACAUCAGACUCUCUCUACCUCUGGAGGUGGAAUAUCAGGAUACAAACACAUACAGAUGUGUCAUCAACAAUCCCAUCACAAACCACACACAACAUCUCAACAUCACUCAACUCUGUCAGCCGUGUUCUGGUGAUUGUGUCGACAACUAUGAUACAUCAGAAGCUGUGAUCCGACUGGUCGUCUCUGCUCUGAUGGGCAUGGCUGCUGUAGCUGCUUCUGUUGUUCUGAUAUAUGACAUCAAAUCAAGAAGAGCUGAAGAAAACAAAAAAGAUCAGACAUCAGUCAAACAAUGAGUGAGUUUAUUUGCAAAAACUCAGUAAAAAAGAACAUGUUUUAAUCAUGUUAUCAUUUUUGCAUUGUGUUUUAAUCAUGUUAUCAUGUUUGCAUCUGAGUUAUUAUUACUUAAUAAAAACAACCAUAUGCUGCCGUUUGAUUGAUAUUACUUGGAAUGCACAAUUAAACCCAUUUUUUUUGCAAAUGAA
This is a messenger RNA of Triplophysa dalaica, 1323 nucleotides long. Its product is annotated as natural killer cell receptor 2B4-like. The coding region runs from base 277 to 1134 and encodes 285 amino acids. NCBI's taxonomy places the organism in Eukaryota, Metazoa, Chordata, Actinopteri, Cypriniformes, Nemacheilidae. The record is from RefSeq and is a predicted model, not a curated record. The transcript is spliced from 4 exons.